CGAGGUAGCAAAAACACAUUACAAAACAGAGCCCCACAAACUCACUCUGAAAAUUAUAACAACAGGAGACAGAUAAACAGUAUUUUUCAACAUAACUACACCAACCAUUUUUUAGACCUAACACACAGGAACAGGGACACACGAUGGCAAAGGACAAACAAAGGAAACCACAGGUAAUUAAAAUAAUCAAUCUCUCGAAUAAAGAACUUACACCUAACGAAUUAAGCAUACUCUCCAAAGGACUUAAAUUUACACCAACCCCACAACGUUCUAAUUACUAUGAAAUGAAAGAUGAUAUUUUGGAAUUUUGUAGGAAACUAAGACUUACCGAGGAAUUUCAUGGCAAACAAAUAGAUGAUGAAUCAAUAGCUAGAAACAACAGCAAUUACACCCCUACCAAGGGAAAGAAUAAAGUCUUAGACCGCUAUUGUGACUACAUAACUAAUUUCCCUUUUCAAUUCACCAAGAAACAAAAACACAGCCAAAACUUUAACAAAAGAGAAUGGAACGACCUCAUCAAACUAAGAGAAGACAAAACAAUAACAAUUAAGGAGGCAGAUAAGGGCAACGCGGUAGUAUUAAUGAAUACAAACGAUUAUAAAAAUUUAGUGCUAUCCCUAUUAAGAGAUGAAACAGAUUAUGAAAGGGUCCAACAGUAUAAUCAGCCAAAAAUAAUGUAUAACCUCAGGACAUUAAUCAACACAUACCGAGAAGGACUCAUGGACAAGGAGUACGAAUACAUCACUAACUUUAAGUGCAAAUCAAGUUUGUUCUACGAUAUCCCUAAAGUCCACAAAAGCCAAAUAAUUAGUGAAACAUGCAAAACAUCUACCGAUAUACUCAUCAAAAUCCCUUCACCAAAUGAUCUUAAACUUAGACCGAUAAUAGCAGGCCCAGCAUGUGAAACUCACUGCCUCAGCAAUUUCUUAGACACACUUCUUAAACCUUUCCUAAAGCACAUCAAAAACUACGUAAGAGACGAUAUAGACAUGCUUAACCACCUCCCAAAAACAGUCAAUGAGAAAACCCUUCUAGUAUCCUUCGACGUAAUUAACCUUUAUUCAAACAUCCCUCACACCCUAGGAAUAGAAGCGAUCACUUUCUGGCUAAAUAACUACUCCUUUGAACUCCCAACUCGCAUAAAGAAAGAACUUAUAAUAGAAGGACUUAGAUUUAUUUUUGAAAACAAUUACUUUAUUUUUGACAAUAAUUUCUACAGACAAAGAUCGGGAACAGCGAUGGGCACGCGUACUGCGCCUUCUUUUGCCAACUUAUUUGGUUUUGAUUGGUUUGGAAUUAUGUGA
This is a messenger RNA of Octopus sinensis (East Asian common octopus), 1304 nucleotides long. RefSeq lists its product as uncharacterized. Lineage: Eukaryota; Metazoa; Mollusca; Cephalopoda; Octopoda; Octopodidae. The coding region runs from base 144 to 1304 and encodes 386 amino acids. The transcript is spliced from 4 exons. The record is from RefSeq and is a predicted model, not a curated record.